AUGCUCGCCUACGUGGCACUGGCCAUUACUAUGGUCAAGUCUAUAAUUGCGAAGCAUGAUCAAAGCUAUGCUAAUGUGACAGGCACUUCGGCCACAACGUUUCCAACUGACAUUGGAUUCGGGGGUGAGCAAGUGUCUGGUGGUGCGCCAUUUAACGCCAUGGUCGACUAUAUUGGGUCGGACCACGAAGACGUCGUUGAAAUGCGCUGGCUUCCAAAGAAUGAAGCUCAAGAUAACGCUACUUGGCAGGACCUUUGGUUCAAUCUUGGUGAAUUUGCUCCAUACCAUCCCGCUAAACAGCUGUUCCCCGAGAUGCUAAAAUAUUCCUCUGUGCCAAAGCAUUGCAAUAUCAAGCAAGUGCAUGUGAUACAUCGCCAUGGUGCCAAGUAUCCUGACAAGGGACACAAGUCAGGUCCCGGCAAUUUUGCCAAGAAAAUUCGCGAACAACGAGAGAACGGCUCAUUGGAUGUGUCUGGGGACUUAUCUUUCCUUCAACACUGGGAAUAUAAAUUGGGACAAAAGAUUUUAACGCACCAAGGCUCAGAAGAAAUGUUCAAGUCGGGCGUAAAGCAUUACUAUGACUACGCCCAAUUGCUGGAGAAGUACAACAAGAAACCUGUGUUCCGUACAUCUUCUCACAGCCGUGUCCUGGAUUCUGCGCGCUACUUCGGUCUAGGUUUUUUUGGCUGGGAUGCUUCUGAAAGGUAUCAUCUAGAGGUUCUGACGGAAGAGGAUUACCAGAACAAUACUUUGGCACCCAAGAAUGCUUGUAGGAAUGCCGACAAUGAUGACUUUAUGUUCGACAAUUACUUGAGCUCACAGUGGCAAAACAUAUACCUUGAAGCGCCCCGAAAACGCUUGCAAAAUAACAUCCGGUCCCUUACGUUAACAAACACUGACGUUUACAAUAUGAUGACGGCGUGCCCCUACUUGACAAGCGGCAUUGGUUUCUCUCAGUUCUGCAACUUAUUUACGAAGGAAGAAUGGGAAAACUUUGAGUACGAUCAAGACUUACAGACUGUUGGAAAACAUGGUUUCCAAAACCCGACUGCACGCGCUCAAGGCAUCCCGUAUGUGCAAGACCUGGUGUCGCGUUUGCAGAAGCGCAAGUUCCAAGGCCCCGUGACUGCUCAGAACAUGACACUUGAGCAGAGUGGCACCUACACGCCGCUUGAUCAACCUCUAUACAUUGACUUUUCACACCACAGCGUGAUUUCUGGUAUCAUGACGGCAUUGAAUCUCACUCAGUUCAAGGAGCGCAUGGAUCCCAAAAACCCAGAUCCUCAUCGCAAAUACCGUACAAGUCACGUCACUCCCCUUGCGAUGCGGAUGGCUUGGGAAGUUAUGGACUGUUCUGAUCAAGGCAAUAGUGAAACUUUUGUUCGUCUGAAGCUGAAUGAUGUUGUCUACCCGUUGGAUGAAUCAAACGGAUGUGAGAAGCGAAAGGAUGGCCUGUGCAAGUUGGAGAGUUACACGGAAUUCCUUGAUAAACAUGCAUACAAGGCAUCUAAGUUCGAUCUUGCCUGUUUUGGAAGGAACGGCACUGAUUUUAACAUCACUGGACCGGUGACAGAUGGAACUGUGCCGGAUGACGCAAUUUUGUGA
Molecule: messenger RNA, 1605 nt
Organism: Malassezia globosa CBS 7966
Lineage: Eukaryota; Fungi; Basidiomycota; Malasseziomycetes; Malasseziales; Malasseziaceae
Exons: 1
Coding region: 1-1605 (534 amino acids)
Molecular function (GO): acid phosphatase activity
Source: RefSeq, a predicted model, not a curated record